CGAGCCGCCGCCGCCGCCCCCGCCCAGCAUGCGAGCCGCGUGGCGCGCUCACUCGUGUUGUGGUGCUUUAUGAUGGUACAUGACAGUGCGCGACAUGCGGACGGUCCGUCACCGCCUCGCCACAAGUGGGUGUCCGGCGCUGCUCAGAUAAGGGUGGCACGCUCGCGGUGAUGGAGGUAGUAAUCCUGAAAGCGAAGGCGCAACUGAAUCGUGCGGCGGCGGCGCGUCGCGCGCACGCGCAGGCUCGGGGCGCGCGCGGCGGCGCGGGGGCCAUGGCGCCGGCCGCGCCCGCGCCGCCCUGGCUCAACGCCUCGCUGCUCUACAACGCCACCCGGCUCAACCUCACGCUGGACGCCGAGCUCGACGCCAUCGCCGGCAACGCCACUGAUGAUGACCACGGGUUCUGUGCCAAGUGGGGCACGGCGCAGCAAGAUCUGUUUCAGGCAGCAAACCUGUGCUUCGCGAUCGCCUUCCUCGCGCCCAAGAGCCUGAAGCAGAGCAUCCUGGUGCUGCGAGCGCUGGCGGCCACGGGCGCCGUGCUGAUGGCCAUGUGGGCCGGCGCCGAGGUCUGCGCGCCCGACGUGCUGGCCUGGGCCACUGCGCUCGUGUUGGUGAAUUCGCUGCACACCAUUGUGCUUAUUAUUCGGUUCCUCCCGCCAGCGCUUUCCCUCGAGCUGACAGACUUAUACCUGAAGCUGUUCAAGCCGCUGAAGGUGAACAAGAAGCACUUCACGGAGCUGACGCGGGAGGCGCGGCUCGUGCGGCUGGACGCGGGGGAGGCCUACGCCGUGGAGGAGGUCACGCCGGCGGACGAGAGGCUGUCCAUACUGCUGAAGGGGAAGCUGCGCGUGUCGUGCGACGGCACGCACCUGCACUUCGUGCAGCCCUACCAGUUCGUGGACUCGCCCGAGUGGGAGGCCAACCGCGAGCAGUCCGACAACGUCUUCCAGGUGACGGUGAUCGCGGAGGAGUCGUCGACGUGCGUGUGCUGGCCGCGCAUGCGCCUGGAGCGCGUGCUGCGCCACCGGCCUAUGCUCAAGGUCGUGCUCGACUGUCUUGUGGGCAAGGACAUAACCCACAAGCUGUACUCCGUGAGCGAGGGGCUCACGACGACGGGGCUGAGCGAGCGGGACGCACUGCCGCCCCAUCUCACUCGCUCGGCCAGCGUGGACGCCGUGCACGAGGGCACGCAGGGCCGCCUGCGCAGCCUCGACUGGAGGACGCGCUCCACCAAGAUGCCUAAAGGCACGUCAUACUGGCAGCCGAUGGUCGCGCGUCAGUUCCUGCGCAACUCGCCGUUCGGUCGCAGCCUGACGCAGCCGCGGCUGCUCCCGCAGGCGUCGUCCAGCAGCCUGCAGGCGGCGCCGCGCGUGCGCAGCCCCCCGCGCCGCGCCGCCUCCUUCCGCCGCCCGCGCGAGGUCAAGUUCGCGGAGGCCGUCGCGCCGCCCGAGCCGCCCGUGUGACCCGCCGCCCCGCGCCCCGCGCCCCCGCGCGCCGCCCCCUGACCCCCGCCGCGGACGGACCACCCCGGCACCACCGACUUCUAGGCCCGUCCGCUGCUGACUCUACCCUCGUGCCGUGACCAGUGACUGUGACUCGCGAAGAGACGAGAUCGAACUCCGUUUAUAAAUGUGUAUUUAUUGAUUACGAAAUACAAAGACGUUACAGCGAUAGUUUAAAAUCACUGAUAGGAUAUGCGACUGUAGUGUGUAAAGUUUUUAGCAAGUGUUAAUUAUAAUGAUUCAAAUAUGUAAUUCUAAAAGUAUUUUAAUGUUACAUAAUUGUUUACUAAUGUUUAAGAUGUGUUAAAUUCGUGAUAAAUUAUGAUGUUAUUGCGAGAAUUUAUACUAAUACAAACCUAUAUCUUUGUUCGGAAUUACCUAUCGAUAUAUUUUCAUGCUAUUUAUUCUUUAUACGUGAUAAAUUUAAACGCUACAUUCAAUUUACAUCACCGCUACCUCCACGUCUAGGUAAAUUAUGUGAAACAAUAAUCGUACAACCUGGCCCGUUAACUUAGAUACCAUUAAGAUAAAAUAGAAAAAAAAUAUACAAUAAACAUUUCAAGAAAUAUCUAGAAUAAUCUAAAUGUUCGGUGUGUAGUUGACCCAUGAGCUUCUUGUAGAGUUAAAAUGCAUUUAUAAUCGUGUAAAGUGGCAUCAGAACUGAUACCUCCUUGCCAGUAAAAACAUAUAGGUUAAGAGAACCUUAAGCAUCAGGAUAUAGAGGAGAAAAUACAACGAAUUUCAUGUCUUAUGGAUCAUUCUGUGCUUAUAAAUGUCCAUUCAUACCAAAUAUCGAUGUCGUCUCGUCGUAUACUUCCUUGUUAAUGUAAAGUAAUGUGUAAUGCGCCUUCGGGAAUGUUCUUAAUAACAUCAAGGCUCUGCCGGUUAUACUCUUCUGAAUACAAGAUUAGAGAACUUUAAAAACAUAUUCUACGAAAAUCGUCAUAAUAUAAUUGCGCUUUCAACGGAACAAUUAAAUAUUAAUAAAUUAUUCCAUGCAUUUCGAUAAUUCAUCGCGUAAAAUAGUUAGGUACUAUUGGAUAGAAUGGCCGUGAAACUUACAUAAUAGAAUUGUUACUAACACCAUGAAGAAAAAACUGAUGUCGUGAAAUUUUUUCACUGCUAAAUAUACUUUCUUAUGAAAUAUGUUAUAGCCACUUUUGGAUAAAAACAUAAGCAAGUACAUACCAAUCUGUGUUUCCUGCUAAGGAAAUCUAGUUAAGAUCAAUUCAUAGCCUCGUCAUAGUUUCUUGAGAGAUUCUUGUCUCACAGUGAUACAAAAGAGAGAGCCUAAACAAAUAAAUAGUAAAGGUUAUGUACAAUGGACUGCGAAGAAACCCACUCAGAGUGGCAAUGCUACUAAGAUGGAUCAUGUUUCUUUACAGUCCACUGUACAAUCCCUGAAACAUAAUAUAGAUAAGUAACGGAAUCUUCUUUGUAGGUGUAUGUAAAUCGUUUACUGCACGACGGCAGUAAAUACCAUCUCGUAAAGUUGUCGGUACUGUUGUUUCCAUGUCGUUGUUUAGUUGGUGUCGUCGCUUCCCUUGUGGCGGCUCUAGGCCGUCAAAAUCUAUCGCCAUCUUCACACUCGUAAAUCUCGCGAUGUAAUCAUAGUUUCAGUCAGUCUAUGUCAGUAAUUUGUGCAUCAGCAUCAAGGCCAUAAUUCUUAAACUGAAGGGCCUCCGUUGCGUUGAGUAUCGGUUUCUGGUGUUCGCUUAACGCACGGAGGGCCUCAUAGAGGUAUUAAAUAUAAUCGUUUACAUCAGAAUACCAAUUACUAUUAUGCCAUCAUCAUCAUCACUUCUGCGUUGAAUACAUAACUAGAACUCCUAAACGCAAAACGCUACGAGUCAGGAGGUUGGCGAUAGUGCUGAAGUAGUGUUUGUGUUACUGAAAAACUGUAUAUAAGCCUUGCCGGAUGUAGUGUCCGACAAUACGUAAUUUACGAAUACAUAUCGUUCUUCGUCUUGUUAGUACUUACUACUUACUUACGAUUGGUGUAGUGACUCACUAGGAACUAAGCGCAAAAUUCUACCUCUACGGUAAACAUAGUGGUUUUGAUUUCCCGCGUUUUAUUACAAUGUCCUUAUGUCUUUAGACGUAAAUUAGGAGUUACCCUGAACAUAGUAGGUUAACAACUUUACCUAAAAACAACUAUAACAAAUGAACUAAACUCCAUUUAUCGCAAUUCUCAAAGACGACAUCAUUUAAAUUGGCACUCUCAGUAUGCUCUAAGUAAAGUUACUUCAAUACUAACUCUACAAUAGUUAAACAUUGGCCUUGUUCUUAACAAAUACUUAAAUUAAAUAAAUUAAAAAAAAACAUUGUUGAAGGCUAGUGAAAUUUUGAUAACUAAAUGACAACUAGACUUGAAAUUAUAUCUACGUACUUAUAUCUAACGAUAGGCGGUAAAUUCUCCGGUUCUUACCACCACCAAACCUUACCACCGCGGCGUUUAAUGUGUUAAUAUUGUAAUUAAUGUAAAAUAAUAUUUAAGAAGCGCUUUCAGUACCUACUUAAAUAACGACUACGACUACUAAUACAAUCUCCAAUAAUUGAGCAAUGGAUUUGAAACCUAUGUAUGUAUAAGCGGUAUAAGUAUCUACUUCCGGUAAAUCUAUCUUCCAAGCAAACAAUCUAUGUAAUCCUCAAAAACUACUUAAAACAUACACUGAAAAGGUCUUCCAUUAUUUUUGGUAUAUCCCAUAUUCGUUACUGAUUGUUGUAAUUAUCUGAUGUUAUAAUGUAUUAUGUUACGAUUUCAAAUCCGAAUGAAAAAUAUAUAGGUACGAGUGAUAAUAAUAUCUAAGCGGCAUGCUACAUAUAUUGCACUCACGAUAAACAAUUUUGCUAUUAAAUAAAAUAAAUAAACAUGUUUAUCAGUGUUAGCGUACAAUACAUAAACUAGCUAUUAUAUUUAACACUUCGCGUUACUUGUACAAAGAAAGGGAUCAAAUUUCUUUUGUACAUAUUAAUUUAAUGCUUAGUAAAAUGUACAGUUAAAUUAAAGCCAUAUAUUUCAUAUCCGAAUCGUUGGGUAUCCGUUACUGGCAAAAUGCCAUGUCCUGAAAUUGUACCGCCAUUACCGAAGAUAUUUCACUAAGAACAAAAUAAUUUGGCCUUCGUACCUACAUAGAUAGUAUCACAUUUUGUAUGAUCAGUCGAUCAGUUUAGCGCAACAUGUACAAAUUAACUUGAUGGAUGUAUACAUUUAAUAAGUAUAGCACAUGCACAACGUAAAUAAAUGUUUAACUUAAAUGUACUGACGAAAGCUUUUUAAGAAAAUUCCGUUUAUUGAGCUCUUAAUGCAAACGGCUGAUGUGAUAAAAUUAUGCAAUGAUGUUGUUGUUUAUUAAUUUAUUGUAAAAAUCAUGUACUUUAAUCACAGCGAAUUGAAUACAUACUAGGAACUACGAGCAUCUACUCUGAAAUAGACUCAAUUAUUAACGUUACAAGAAUAUUGUUGUUGUGAACCUGUUUUGAAGAUUUAAUUAGUAGAUCUUGUACCUGCCUGUGUAAGUAGACCCGAAAUGUAGGUAAGUAGACCCCCGUGUGACCCAGCCCACCUUUUGUUCUGAUGCCAUAUGUGAUGACCACUGUACGAGCCUUGGAUGGACACAUCUACAAAUAUGUAUAAUAUUCUUUAAUUAAUGCGUGCAGAAAAUACGAAGAUUGUGUAAGAACAUAAGUAUUAAUUGGUGAUUUUGUAAGAAAUUCAUCGUAGGUUAUUCUCAGAAUUACAUCAAUAACAUUCAUCGAUGAAUGAACGAUGAUUUUGUACACAAUUAUCUCACUAAUCUUGAAUCAGUUUUAGAUGUGUCCUCCAACAUGUUACCUCCAGAAAUGAGUGUGAAAUCGCUACAGCUAGUUGUAGUUACAUAAUAGUAAUGUGUGUACUCAAGCAAUGGUGUACAUAGUAUAAUACAUAGCAGACACUUGGCAAAGCGCCUCUGUGAUACACAUUAGUUGUUUUAAUUAUAUUAGAAGUGGUUGUCGAUCGAGCGCGAGGUGUGUUUUUAGUCUUAGCUGAAAAAUACUGCAAGUUCAGGCAAAAAAAGAGAUAAAUAUCCACCCACAAGGCUAAAGUUUCAUAAAAAUCUGCAGACUUUCCCCGUGCAAUUUUUUUAUCAAGUCACAGGUUUUCAUGAAAUGUGAUAUGAAAACCUAUGACUUAAUAAAACUGUUCGCACGAGGAACAACUCAAAAAAAAGCAAAUGCGCUGUUUUAAAACCUGGAACACAUCUCGCCUGGCAACAGCUGUUACAUACCUACACACAGACCCCAAGCACACUAUAAUUCACUUUUCUUAAACGCAUAAACUUUCUAACAGCAGAAAUAUGCAUAAAAAUAUAAGGAAUAAUCUCAUGGAAUUGAAGUAAGGUGAAUAUAUCUGCUUACUCGGUCUACAUUAAAUCUGCAACCCAAUAUCUCGUGCUUGGGGUUUAGUACCAUUAGUGCGGGUUUCGAUAGUUUAUGAAAAGUCAGAAAGUUAACUAUCACAGAAUGAGAGCAGUCAGUACAUAGGAGGUACAGGAAAAAAGCUACAUUGGCCACCCCAUCGCAAACACUUUGAUUUUAUGAUCCACUGUCGGGUGAAACACACAAGAAGAAUACAAACGAUUUAUAUUAUUUGAAUGCAUUGAUAAAAUAUUAUUUGUUUUAUCUUCAACCCAUGAGUCUAAUAAGUACCUAUCAAACUGUUUGCGCUGGGGUUGGGGUGGCAUACGUAUCUCUUUUGCUGACAGUACACAAUGCACACACCUGUGCAGAAAGUAAACUUUUUGAUUAAAAUUGUAAACUGUUAAAACCUGCUCGAAGGGUACCUACUGGUAUUUCUGACUAUGAAUUGUCGUGCAUCUCAUUACUUGAAAUAACGUUAUUGACAUUAUUGUAUUUAUUCACUUUAUUAACAUGUUUAUUAUAUCUUUAAUAAAAACAAAUUGCUUAUA
Plutella xylostella (diamondback moth) is the source of this 6451-nucleotide messenger RNA. RefSeq names its product popeye domain-containing protein 1. Gene Ontology annotation, cellular component: sarcolemma. Lineage: Eukaryota; Metazoa; Arthropoda; Insecta; Lepidoptera; Plutellidae. The record is from RefSeq and is a predicted model, not a curated record. Gene Ontology annotation, biological process: skeletal muscle tissue development; regulation of membrane potential; heart development. Gene Ontology annotation, molecular function: cAMP binding.